Messenger RNA from Labrus bergylta (ballan wrasse), 1387 nucleotides. RefSeq names its product ankyrin repeat domain 29 (gene ankrd29). Gene Ontology annotation, biological process: protein localization to ciliary inversin compartment. Lineage: Eukaryota; Metazoa; Chordata; Actinopteri; Labriformes; Labridae. Gene Ontology annotation, molecular function: protein binding. The record is from RefSeq and is a predicted model, not a curated record. Gene Ontology annotation, cellular component: ciliary inversin compartment.
UCCCCCGUGCAGCUGUGACUGCAGAGGAUGAGCUCAGCUGACUUUCUGUCUGUUAUUAUGUCCGCGAUCCGCCAACACCCAGACUCGUCUCUGCAGACCACCAGCUCAUUUAAUGACCGCGUGCACAGGAGGAACAUGAGUCACCUGUGAGCUCUGCAGGAUGUCUUUUAAGAAGGACACACCCCUGUCUAAUGCUGUGUUUUGGGCAGCAAGGAAGGGGAACCUGGCACUCCUGCAGCUGCUGCUGAACAGCGGCCGAGUGGACGCAGACUGCAGAGACAGUUAUGGGACCACAGCGCUGAUGGUGGCGUCUUAUAGCGGCCAUUAUGAUUGUGCCAAAGAACUGAUAAUGCAAGGAGCUGACAUCAACUAUCAGAGAGAGACAGGUUCCACGGCUCUGUUUUUCGCCUCACAGCAGGGACACCAAGACAUCACAAAGCUCCUGUUUGAGUUCGGAGCCUCCACAGAGUUUCAGACAAAGGACGGCGGCACGGCUCUCACCGUCGCCUCUCAGUACGGACACUCCAAGGUGGUGGACAACCUGCUGAAGAACGGAGCCAAUGUUCAUGACCAGCUCAAUGAUGGUGCCACCUCUCUGUUUCUCGCUGCCCAGGAGGGUCACAUAACUGUGAUUCGUCAGCUGCUUUCAUCCGGUGCCAAGGUUAACCAGGCCAGAGAGGACGGCACUGCCCCCCUGUGGAUGGCGGCUCAGAUGGGUCAAAGUGAGGCGGUGAAGGUGCUUCUCUUACGUGGAGCAGAUCGAGACGCUGACAGACAAGAUGGAUCCACGGCGUUAUUCAAAGCAGCUUUAAAGGGACACAGCGGCGUCAUCGAGGAGCUCCUCAAGUUUUCUCCUUCUCUCGGCCUUCUAAAGAACGGAUCCACCGCCCUUCAUGCUGCUGUUGUGGGAGGAAAUCUACGAUCUGUUCUGCUGCUGCUGGGAGCAAAUGCAGACCCAAAGCUGCCAAACAAGAAUAAUGAACUCCCUGCAGAUCUUACAAAAAACGACCGCAUCCUGAAACUUUUACAACCAAAAAUGUUGAACGUUGACAGUUGAUGACCGCUGUGAGCCUGCUCUUCACGCCUGCCUGUAGCACACUGAUGAGGGAGAAGAAAACAACGACAAAUCUACAACACGUACUGUACGUGGUGCCUGUUAAUUCAAAUAAAUCUGUAAAAUGUUGAAUAAAUGGACUAAAUCCAGAGCAACACAAUGUGAAAUGAAUUCCUUCUUCCCUGUGCGUCUUCACCCUCCACGAUAAAUGCCUUAUUUCUACCCUGGGUGUUGUCAAAUAUUACAGAUAUUUUGCAAACUUUUUCUUUGUCUUCCUUUUGAAUAGAUGUACAGUAAGUGUAAAUGAAUAAAGUCUAAAUAUUCAACCAAUAA